Diaporthe batatas is the source of this 408-nucleotide messenger RNA. RefSeq lists its product as uncharacterized. The transcript has 2 exons. The record is from RefSeq and is a predicted model, not a curated record. NCBI's taxonomy places the organism in Eukaryota, Fungi, Ascomycota, Sordariomycetes, Diaporthales, Diaporthaceae. Bases 1 to 408 code for a protein of 135 amino acids.
AUGGCCGAAGCAUUGGGCAUCUCCGCUGCCGUGGCGCAAUUCGUCGAUAUAGGCUUACGUCUUUGCCUCAAAUUGCACGCCUUCUGCAAUGAAGUGCACGAAGUUCAUGUCAAGCAACAAAUCGAGGUGGCGUCCCGUAUACAGGCCUCGAUCCUAGGGGGAUCUGUCGCCCUAGGUGGCAACUCCGAGGCCCUGUUGGAAACAAUCCUCAAAGAUCAGCGCCAAGCUAUGGAGUGUCUUCUCGAUCUCAUCAAUUCUGUCACAAAUCUACCCGGCGACGGCAUCUUUCGUCGUGCUUGGAAUGGCAUACGAGCGAUCGACAAGAAGAAAGAGAUGGAGUUCGUCUGCGAGCAGAUCCAGGCCAAAGCGAGUCUGCUCUCGUCAUGCCUUGCAAACACCAAUCUGUAA